AUGACAAAUAACAAACAACGAAACCGUCGCCCACAGGAGAUUGAACGAAAUCUUGAAGAUGUGACAUUAAUCUUAUGUGAUCCAAAUAUUGAUGAUUCAUUGGAUUCACGAAACAUAGAAACAUUGCUUAGAAAAAUAAACAACCAUGUUGAAUAUUAUACGGAUCCACAGUUGUGUCUUGACUAUAUUCGAUCCAUUAAUGAUGAGAAAAUAUUUCUUAUCCUAUCAGAUGCAUUUGAAAAACAAGUUUUGCCUGAAAUAUGUUCGUUUUCUGCAAUCAAUUCAGUAUUCGUUUUUUGUACACAACAUCAAGCAUUGAAGUUUGAUGAAUAUCCGAAAUAUGUCGAAUUUUUUGCUGAUCAAUCAGUAAUGUUGAAAUCACUUAAAUCAAGAAUUGAUUUAACAAUCAAACAGACAAUGACAUUUAAUCUAUUUGAUAAUAAAAAACAAAAAACUGUUCGUAAUUUAUCUAAAGAAUCUGCGUCAUUUCUGGGAUUUCAACUUUUAAUGGAUGUUUUAAAACAAAUGCCACAAACUGAUCAAUCGUUUCAUGAGAUGCUAGAAAAAUGUUCAGAUUAUUAUCAAUCAAAUAUAAGUGAACUUAGAAUGAUUGAAGAAUUUCGAAUGACAUAUACAAUCUAUAGAGCUAUUGAAUGGUAUACAGCUAAUUCAUUUGUCUAUCGAUUAGUUAACAAAGCACUGCGAACAGAAGAUAUUGAACUUCUCUAUUUAUUUAGAUCGUAUAUUAUUGAUCUUUGCUCACAAUUAGAACAAGAACAUAAACAAAUUUCUUCUACAGAAGUGUUUAUAGUAUAUCGUGGACAGACAAUGUUUACAGAAGAAUUUGAAAAAUUAAAACAAAGCUGUGGAGUUCUAAUAUCAACAAAUGGAUUCUUUUCAACUUCAAGAGAUCUCAAUGUAGCAUUAAGUUUCAUUGCUGGUAGUUAUAAUACAGAUCAAAAGAGAUUAAUUCUAUUUGAAAUAACAGUUGAUCCUCAACUUAAAUCAGUUAUAUUUGCUGAUACUGAAAAAUAUAGCCGUAUGAAAGAUGAAAAAGAGGUUUUAUUCAGUGUAGGUGCUGUUUUUAUUAUGACACAAAUACAAUAUGAUGCACUGAUGAAUUUAUGGAAAAUUCAAAUGAAAGCUACUGAUGACGGUUGGAAGCAAGUUGAUGAAUAUUUGAUAACAAUCAGAAAACAAAUGGAAGAAGAAUAUAGUCCAACCAUCUUAUUUGGUUGCCUUCUUUGGCGAGAUAUCGGAGAAAUUAAUAGAGCAGAAAAGUAUUUUAAAACAUUACUAAAAUCUUUGCCAAAUGAUCAUGCAGAUAUACCAUCACUUUAUCAUCAAAUGGGGAAUGUAUAUUACGCAAAAAAUGAUUUCGAUACGGCAUUAGAUUAUUAUACACUAGGAUAUAACUUGCGUUGUCAAUAUUUACCUUCUGAUCAUUAUCAGAUUGCUGCAUCCUUAAAUAAUCUUGGUAUAGUUUAUGAAGACAAACAAAACUAUGAUCAAGCUUUAGAAUAUUGUAAACAAGCGUUAGCUAUUUAUGAAAAAAACUAUCCAGGUGAUCAUUUGAAUAAAGCAAAGGUAAUGAUGAAUCAUGGUGUUGUUCUUCGAAGAAAGAAAGAUUAUGAUAACGCAUUGGAAUAUUUAACAAAAUCUCUCGAAAUGCAUAAACAUGUCUUACCUGAAUACCAUCAUUCUAUUGCUCGAUGUUUAUGUAACAUUGGUGCUGUAUACGAAGAUCAAUUGAAAUUCGAUCAAGCACUUGAAUAUCAUCAUAAAACUUAUGAAAUGAAUGAAAAAAUAUUACCGAGUGAUCAUAUUUAUCUUACGAAAGAUCUCGAUGGAAUUGUCGAUCUUUAUAAGAAAAAAGGUGAAUAUGAAAAAGCUAUAAAUUUUUGUCAAAAGAAAUUAGAUGAACAGCAAAAUAAUCUAUCAGAAAAUCAUCCACGAAUUGGACAUACACUAAAAACUAUCGGUGAUAUUUACAAUGAAAAGAAUAGUCAUUAUGCAUUUGAAUAUUAUCAAAAAGCAUUAAAAAUAUUUGAAAAUUGCAUACCACCUAAUGAAGAAGCUAUGAUUGAUUGCUUAGAACAUAUCAGCAAUUUGUACUAUAAUCAAGGUCUUUAUGAUGAUGUACUCAUUUAUAGAAAGAAAUUGUUUGUUAUACAAGAAAAGCUUCUUUCAUCGCAACAUUCUGCCAUUGCGAUUUCAUUACAAUGGUUUGGUAAACUUUAUUAUGAUAUAAAGAACUAUAUACAAGCACUUGAUUAUUUCAAAAAAGCACUUCAAAUUUACCUAGAAAAUUAUACUGCCGAACAGGAAAAAAUCAAAGAAAUACAACAGUAUAUUGAUAAUAUUAAGAACAAAUUAAAUUAA
Messenger RNA from Rotaria sp. Silwood2, 2382 nucleotides. The record is from the annotation of a GenBank genome assembly. NCBI's taxonomy places the organism in Eukaryota, Metazoa, Rotifera, Eurotatoria, Philodinida, Philodinidae.